CGGGCGGGAGGCGGCGGGGCGGGACGCAGAGGGCCGCCCCCGGGCACGGCCCCCGCGGGCACGGCCCCCCGGGAGCGGCGGGCGCGGCGGGCGCGGGCGCGGGAGCAUGCCGUACCUCCUCAUCAGCACCCAGAUCCGCAUGGAGGUUGGCCCCACCAUGGUGGGAGACGAGCAUUCGGACCCCAGCCUGAUGAGCUUCCUGGGGGCCACGAAGAGGAACAUGCUGGGCAAUCACUUCUGGGAGUACUAUGUGAACGAUGCACCGCGGAUAGUCUUGAACAAGCUGGAGAGCUGUGGGUACCGCGUGGUGAGCAUGACAGGCGUGGGCCAGACGCUGGUGUGGUGCCUCCACAAGGAAUAGCGAGGAAGACGUCUGCGUUCCACCUGGACAAGAUCCUGCUGGGGUUCAUCUCACACAGGACUGAAAAAAAAUUUCCCCUUAAUUCCUUUCUGCCCCAGACCCCAGGUACUUGGGUGUUGGGGGGAGGAGUGGUGUAGAGGCAAAACUUGACCCAAUGGAAACUCUCCAGCCCUGCUGUUUCAUAAGACCUGGCGGAGAAAGGUAUGCCCUGUCCAGACAAAAUCAGGCAGAGAGAACAGAUGGCUCGCUCUCUGCAUUCAUCAGAACGGCAGUCUGGCAACUACCAGGUUUUUCCAUUUUAAUCAUCUCCUAUUUAGCAUGCAUUGGAGGAGGCUCAAACAACAGACUUGUCUGGCUGUCCCUCAGGGCUGCCCCAGAGAGAGGUACACGCUGAGUUCAGGGCAUACCUUCUCCCGGGCCGCAGGGGUAGGGAGGGCAGGCCAGGCACGGAUGGCAAAGGUUCUCAUCCCAGAAACGUAAGCGGGAACUGCUACACCUACACAGCGCUCUUCGAGAAUCCCUUCACUCGGCAGCAAGCCUGGUUUCUCUCCCGAAUGGGAUUGCGGUUAGCAGCGUAAUCAGGCUUUCAGCCCCAAGAGUGCCAUUCAAGCAUAACACACCGUUCCUGAACAGCCUUAGAGCAGCACAGAAAGGUCUUGUGAACAUUUCAGGUACGGGCUCUGUAAUCUUUAACAGCAGCAGCUGCAAUGCUGGGUUAUUUGGGGCUGUGUAUCAAUCCUGCUUUAGGGGUAACACCAAUAAAACAUUUCUCUAAACAGA
Molecule: messenger RNA, 1141 nt
Organism: Falco peregrinus (peregrine falcon)
Lineage: Eukaryota; Metazoa; Chordata; Aves; Falconiformes; Falconidae
Gene: GCHFR
Product: GTP cyclohydrolase I feedback regulator
Exons: 3
Coding region: 107-361 (84 amino acids)
Biological process (GO): negative regulation of biosynthetic process
Cellular component (GO): cytoplasm; nucleus
Molecular function (GO): GTP cyclohydrolase binding
Source: RefSeq, a predicted model, not a curated record